This is a messenger RNA of Humulus lupulus (European hop), 1865 nucleotides long. RefSeq lists its product as uncharacterized. The record is from RefSeq and is a predicted model, not a curated record. The transcript has 8 exons. The coding region runs from base 91 to 1641 and encodes 516 amino acids. NCBI's taxonomy places the organism in Eukaryota, Viridiplantae, Streptophyta, Magnoliopsida, Rosales, Cannabaceae. Gene Ontology annotation, molecular function: protein binding.
CAGAGCAAAAGUGUCUGUACCAUCACAAGUCUGUCAUUUCAAUUCCAUUUUCUUGUUCUAAUUUGAAUUGAGUUGAGUUGAGUUGAUUCGAUGGCAGAACCAGUGUCAAAGUCAUCGACUUCCAUGGUUCGAAACCGGGUCUCGCCGGCGGCGACCACCAUAACAGAUAUGAACGUGGACUCGCUCUCUCAGUGUGCCAGCUUCCUCAACCUCCAAGACGUCUCCAACAUGGCCAUGACCUGCAACUAUUUCAAAAAGGUCGCCUAUGCCGACCCCGUCUGGCGUCGUUUGUACAGGGAACAUUGGCAUCGAGAAAUUCCCGCCGCUGUGUCACAAAAAUUAGGAGCUCGGGAUGCAUAUCUAGCUAGGCGUAAGUCAGUUCUUCAGUUUCAGUUCAGUGAUCCAACCGGUUUUGACACCUAUACAGACUCGAAAUCUGUUGACCAUGUCAUGCUUGACAAAGAUACCAUUAUCUAUUCUCAGGGUCCAUGGAUAAGAAAGACACAGAUUAAUACCCCUUCACUUACAAGAGGUUCGACUGUCAUGCUCAAUGGACAUACUGCGAGAAUAACUUGUAUGAGGCUAUUUUCUGUGAAUGAAACACCUUUAUUUCGUAGAGAAGGCCAGAGCGAGGAGAAGUUUAUUGUGACUUCGAGUAACGAUCAUUCCAUUCGUCUGUGGUGGAAGGGAUCAUGCCACAAAUGUUUCAGAGGUCACCAGGGCCCAGUUACAGCACUAUCAGAUCAGUUGUUAGGUGAUGGAGUUGGGAACAUUUUGGCUAGUGGAGGGGAAGAUGGUACUGUUCGCCUUUGGUCACUUAACGCUGGUGCCAAACGCGGUCAGCAUGCUCUGCAGGCUACAUUAUGUGGGCAUGAGAAAACUGUAAAACUGAUGUCUGUGGCCAAGCACAAACCCUCUCUUUUGGUGACUGUGUCAAAAGAUUCAAAGGUGAGGGUUUGGGAUACAACUGUAUCAACGGCAGUUCGUUCAUCUAGCUGUGUGGGAAUGAUUUCUGUUCCCGGUACGCCUGUAAACAUAAAGUGUCAUGAAGCAAUGCUGUUGAUUGCUUCUGGUUCAUCUGUGACUGUCAUUGAUUUAAGGACAAUGCAGAGAGUAAUUACUGCAGCAACUCAUCAAUCAAAGCUGUGCUCAUUUGAAGCCCUUCCUGUACAAUACUUAAUCUGUGCAGGCAGCAAGGAUAAAGCAAUGCUGUGGGAUGUCAGAAGAAACCAUGUGAGGCGAAAUUCAGAACCGAUAGCUGAGUUGGAUGGACACCAUGGGCCAGUGAAUUUGCUGCACAUGGAUCAAUACAAAGUAGUUACCGCAGGCCGAAAGGAUGCUGCCGUGAAUGUUUGGGAGGCAACGGCUGGCAUCCAAACUAAUUCCUUACUAUGUGAAUAUGGUGACGAUGAAAAUGCUGCUCCGAAUGGUUGUUCUGCCCUGGCAGUGGAUAAAACUCGUAUUGUAACCGCCAGCUAUGGUCAUGGAAAUGGGCUUAUGCGUUUUCGGGAUUUCUAUCAGGCUACUUAUCCAAUGUAUGAACCAGAUGAAAGUCUUAUUGCUUCAAAAUUUUGGAAUUCAGAGUUUCACAGUGAUAAUUCUGAUGAUGAGGAAGUAGGUGGAGCAAAUUUUGCUGUUUAGUAUUAUCAAUGAGUCUGUUUUCUUUGUUAGUCUGCUUUUCAAAUAAGAGACCGGGGUUACAUAGCCAAAGGGUGCUCUGCUACUCACCUACAUCUACAUGGUUGGUUACUAGAAAUGGUUUAUUUUAAUUUACUGUUGAAUUCUGUAUGAACUAUCAUUAAAGCUUAUUUUAUGUUUAAGAAAGAAAGAGCAAUGAGUAACAUUUAUUAUGAUUGGAUUUCUUA